Molecule: messenger RNA, 3605 nt
Organism: Gallus gallus (chicken)
Lineage: Eukaryota; Metazoa; Chordata; Aves; Galliformes; Phasianidae
Gene: ZNF839
Product: zinc finger protein 839
Exons: 8
Coding region: 28-3210 (1060 amino acids)
Source: RefSeq, a predicted model, not a curated record
GGCUGCCGCCCGCUGACGCCUGCCAAGAUGGCGGCUCCUGAGGAGGGGGGCACCGAGGCGCCGCCGCGCCCUCCUCCCCCGGCUGAGGGCGAGCCCCCCGGAGCCGCCUGCGGGGCCACCCUCGGCGCGGCGGCGGCGGAGGAAAGCGGCGGCCUCCCGCCCCCGGUGGAGCUGCGGGCGGUGCCCGAGGAGCUGGCUCGGAGCUUGGCCGCUCUGGAAGGCGGCACCGUCCUCUACGUGCAGGCGGAGGGCGCGGGGCCGAGCGCGGAGGAGCAGCCGCCUUCGCCGUCCCGCCACGCCGCCACGCCUCUGGCUCCCGCGGAGCUGCGGAGGGUGAUCGAGAGGGUGAGCAGGGCCCGGGAGCUGCGGGAGGCGUCGCCGCCGCUCCGGGACGGCGGCCCCGAGCCCCCCCCGCCGCCGGCAGCCGUCGUGCAGAACGCGGCCCUGCAGCUGCGGAGCGUGGCCCAGCGCGUGGCCCUGCAGCGCGGCGCGGCCCUAGCGCCCGCCCGCCUCCUCCCGCGGCAGCAGCUGGAAACCAUUUGUGUUCAAGUUCAGCCAGGACAGAUGAAGGAAACAGAAAGGCCAGUGCCAUCCUUGGCACCAAUCCAGUCCAAAACUGUAAUGCUGAGUCAGUCGGUCGGUAGAAAUUCUAGCGUGCCGGGACUUGGCAUUAUUAAUCCCCAGAUAAUUAAGAUACAGCCUGUUACAGGACCUGAGCAGCAGCAGCAGCUUUUCCUGCAUAGUUCUUCUGAGUCUCCAAUUCAGUUGCUUAUGCAGAAACCUCUACCAUCUCAUGGAUCAGUGCCUGUGAACAAGAUUCCUACAAGUAAGGUGCUAAAUGGACAGAAAACUGCACGUGCCACAGUAUCACCUGCGAGGUCUUCAAAUACUGCAGCCAGCUCAACAAAUACUCUGAUGCCAUGCCUUGAAAAAAAGCAAAAAGAUGACAAGCUAAAAAAGUCUUUGAAAGUGAAAACUCGUUCUGGACGGAUUUCACGGCCUCCGAAGUACAAGGCUAAAGAUUAUAAAUUCAUUAAGAUGGAGGAUUUGGCUGAUAGUCAUCAGUCUGACUCUGACGACUACUCUGAGCUGAGCAUAGAAGAUGAUGAAGAAGGGAAGGUGAAGGGAAAGGAUGCGUUGUUCAAUUCUUCAAAUUAUAAUCUGAAACCCAAAAUGUUUAAGUGUCAGACCUGUGAAAAAUCCUAUAUAGGAAAAGGAGGAUUAGCAAGACACUAUAAACUGAACCCUGGCCAUGGACAGCUGGAGUCUGUACCUCAAAAAACACCCUUAAAUAAACCUAAUGGAAGUAUAUUUGUGGACAAUCUCUGUGGAAUAGGAGAGGAAAUUAUGAGUCCGGUGCAUUUGAAUUCAAUUGCUGUCACUUUAAAAAAUGAAAAUGCACUACCUGCCAAUUUGGAAGAAACUGCUGGCUCACAGGUUGAACAGGCUUGUAAGUCUGCAGAAAGCGGAAACCUGCUGGCAGAACAACAGAAUGAAAGCAGUUCAGGACACCGGGGGCCAAUAACAGCAAAAGGACCUGGAAGACCCAGACGACCAAAGAGACGUGGUCGACCAAGGAUGGGUGGAAGAUCCAGGUGUUCUGGAAGGCUUAGCAGACCUGGUCAGUCCCCUUCAAAGUCCCUUAGUAGUGUGUCAACAGAACGCAAUGUAUUCAGAAGAAAAGCUAGGUUAAAAGAGCUAAUACAACAAUGUGAUAAUGAAGACUUGAUGGAGCUGGCUCUCCCACGUCUUACAGAGCUUGUUACAGUGUAUGAAUUCCUGUUGAUGAAGGUUGAAAAAGGUUGUCCAGCCAAAGCUUACUUCCCCGAUGUGUAUAGAGAAUUUGAAGAGUUGCAUAAUAUGGUAAAGAAAAUGGCUUAUGAUUACCUCAGUAAUUCUGAUUUUCUGAGCUGCCAGCAGCCUAUUGAAAUAAAAGAUACGAAGGUUGCUGAAUCACUAGGAAUUACAGAAAUAACCACUGGCGAACAAAAGAUGCAAGGUGUAGACCCUUGUUCACAACAUAUAAUUAAAAUGGUUAGUGAGCAAGUGCCCGUGGAGACACUGGGAGAAAAACGGUUAGCUGAGAGCUCAGGGGAGGAACUGUUGCCAUCAGCCAAAAGGACCAAGUUAGAAGACGUAAUGGAGAAUGUGAAUAAUGCUUAUUCCAGUCAAGAUGAAGUGAAAGAAAAGAGUGGAAAUUUAUGUACACUCUUUGAAAAAGAUGGUCUUAAUCCAUUAAAUGGAGAAAUCCUGCUUCCAGAAGACAGACGUGUCACUUGCUGCACAACUGGAAGCAUGUUACCUGCAGAGGAGGAACGUAAUUUACUUGUUGAUUCAGAAGUUAGAAUCAAUGAUGAAAAUUCAGGUACCUUCUCUCAGACCGUGGAAAUGAGGAUAGAGUAUUCCCAACCUGUAGACAGACAGGGACCAGGUAUUUCAGCUGAUGCAUCUUUGCUACAUACUGAAAUUGUAUUGCCUGUAGAAGCAGGUUGUUCACCAGAAUUAGCUGAAGCACACUUAGUGAGUCAAAACACAGCAGGUGGACUGUCAGCCUCUGAACCCUGCAACUCUGUGUCAGAGCGUGCAGUGGGCAUUCAGAGCACUGCCUUGGCAAUGAGUGAGGAAAAUGGUCUCAAUCAAAAAUGCCAGACACCGCAAGAAGAAAGCCAGAAUUUUGCUAUGAAAGGACAAUCCGAACAACUUCAUGAUGCUGGUAUGACUCAGAUGCAGGAAAUGGAAAAAGCUUUUUCAACACACGUGCCAAUAAACUAUCCACACGGUGCUCAGGCUGAGUUGCACCAGAAUCCUGUCCAAGAAGCCUCUCUCUCUGCUGGUGUGAACCAUGACUGCGCCUAUAAUAACGUGAGUGAAUUUCCUUGUGGGACAGAGGAACAACACGAGCUGGAGAAUGCAGUUGCUGUAGAUCAAACUGUAGCUUUUGAGAUUACUGAUGGGAGCCAUGACUUUUUGACUCAGGGACAUGAACAGAUUUUUAUUCAGACUACUGAUGGGCUUAUUUUGUCUCAUCCUGAUGCUGCUGUUUUGUCUCAGGCAGAAGGUAUUGUUAUUGUAACCGAUUCUGAUGGUACUACAAUGCACAUUCGCACACCUGAUGGGAUACCUUUGGAAACUGUGGAAGCACUACUGGCAAUGGAAGCAGAUGGCCAAAGCGAGGAUGUUCUGCUCUCACAAAGUGAAUUGGAGCCAUAAAUUAGAAUACUACAUAGUCUUUCUUCUAGGAAAGACUGACUAUAUAAAAUGUAUAUUUUUCUAAUGUGAAUAGUGAGAUAAUUGAAAUUUAACUUAUUUGUAAACUGUUUCUAUGCCCUAUACUUUUUAUAACUUAUGUUUAUAAACAUCCAAAACAAUUGCAUCCAAAAAUUCUAAAAUUAACAUUGUUCUCCUUGUUUUAUAUGUUGGGGGGGGGGGGGGGAAUAGAAAGUGGAAAUCUGUCAAUCCUAAAACUGUUGCACUAUUCCCUUUUGUUACGCAGUUCCUUUUCUCUCUAGCCAUCUAAAAAUGCAGUAAGUUGUACUGCUUUUUGGCAGUGAUGUGCUGUGUACUGGCAAGCUGUGUAUGGGUAAAAUAAAAGCUAUUUGAAAGUA